Bacillus rossius redtenbacheri is the source of this 2447-nucleotide messenger RNA. Its product is annotated as inactive ubiquitin carboxyl-terminal hydrolase MINDY-4B. Gene Ontology annotation, molecular function: cysteine-type deubiquitinase activity; K48-linked deubiquitinase activity. Bases 201 to 1337 code for a protein of 378 amino acids. Gene Ontology annotation, biological process: protein K48-linked deubiquitination. The transcript has 11 exons. NCBI's taxonomy places the organism in Eukaryota, Metazoa, Arthropoda, Insecta, Phasmatodea, Bacillidae. The record is from RefSeq and is a predicted model, not a curated record.
GGCGGCGUGUGUCAGCACGGACGUGUCCCGGGCGAGCAGGACUGAGCCAGCACGGAGCAGCCGCCCUGGAGGACUGCCAUGAGCAGACGGAUAACGAAGCAGGCAGUGAGGCCACCAGAUCGUCCAGGAAGUUUGAGAUCCUCGCCAGAACCCUCGCGGCAGCCAAGACUCACGCUGCUAGCAGGCACAUAGAGCGAGUGAUGUACCCCCGCAAGCAGAAGGCCGAGCUGCAGAAGGUGGCAGUGGUGGGGGGAGAGCCAAUCACCGAGGAGCUAGCCAUCGGGCUGCGCCAGGUGGUGUUCGGCACGCCGGUGACCACGCCACGCAGCGAGUGGCUGCGCACGGGGCUGGUGUUCCGGGAGGCGGAGCAGGACCUGGGGUUCGGCCUGAAGGCGGCUCGCAACGGCACGCGCGGGCUGCUGUCCGUGGUGCAGGCGCACGUGCUCAAGGACUUGCUGUUCCACAAGGACUGCGGGCCGAGCCCCGACCUGCUGCUGAAGCCGUGUCGCGCGCGCCAGCUGGAGGCGCUGUGGACCGCGCUCAGCGACAUCCUGUGGCGGGUGGGCGAGAAGGCCCACUGUCGCGUGUGCCUGCCCCAGGAGGAGGCCCUGGUGCCCCACAGCCACAAGUACUUCCAGGACGGCCUCACCGAGAAGCUCCAUAUAUUUGAGUUCACCAACUACGAAGAUCUGUUCGUGUUCAUCAAGCGGUACACUUUCCUGUUCGCGGAGGAGAACGGACCAGGCACUCUGCUGCUGCUGUACUGCGCCGUGCUGACCCGAGGCUGCGGCAAGGUGAAGCUGGACCUGGGCAGCGACAAGGCGUUCCUGGUGACGGCGGCCGAGGAGGGCUCGCAGUGCGUGGUCACCCUGCUGCUGACUGGGCGCGCCACGCCCUACCUGCACAACGGCGUGGUGUACGUGGGCGACGAGGACCACUACGCGCUGCCGCAGUUCGGGGUGCUGGCGCGCAGCGAGGUGGGCUUCCUGCUGUGGGAGGAGGACCAGGACGGCAAGAUGGACGAGGCCCGCCAGCCCGGCUCGCGCCUCAAGACGCCCUCCGUGCCCGUGUGGGUGUGCUGCUGCCUGGGGCACUACGGCGUGCUCUUCAACACCAACAGCGAGCUGCUGCGCAACUACCAGGCCGAGCGCAGGUUCGACCUGUACUACUACACGUGCGGCGGCAACAUGAGCGUGCUGAGCGUGGACACGAGGUGCAGCGCGGACACGCGUGAGGCGCGCGACGACAUGGGCAUGCCCUCGCUCGAGAAGCUCAUACACACCAAGUGGCAGGGCGCGCGGGUGCACUGGAGCAGCGGCCUGGCCCCGGCCGUGUGAGGCACGCAGUGUUGGGGGCGGAACACUGGGGCACUCCCCCGCCCAGAGUCCCCGGCAGAGCGGCAAGCAGCAAGCACCUCCCCGGCCGUCCUAGCGUGCACGCAAGCCCAGGCACCAUCUUCGCCGAAACAACUGCUACAGUUCUACCCAUCCAUGUGUUUGUCGCUUUGUCCUGUCUGCCAAGUUGGAACUGUAACCUCAGCAACACAAACCAACAGGGACCAGGCUAUCUUGCAAUCAUUCAAACACGUUUACUCUUUGUAACAUUCUGUUCGUAUGUGUGCAGACGCACCAUGGUUACGCUAACCAAGUAUCUCACUUUAUCAUGAACAUGUAUGCAACAGGAAAACAUAACAUUGGGUGUUUUUCCAUUAAUCAUUUCAUAAUUAUUGUAAAAUAUGCCCACUUUGUACAAGCAGUCUUUUUGUAUUACUGAUGUUUCAGUGGAUACCCACAGUAAUUUGCACCAACGAAAGCCCAGAAUCUGCACACUGCUUCUCCUAACUGAACUGUGCCUAUACGUAGCUACACCACAGCAACAACUCAUCACAUUUCAUAUUUAAUCCUGCACAUUCAUCUUCUUACAUUCCAAACAGUACCACAAGGUUAAAGUAAUUCAUACAGUUUUGUGGUAACUGCUACAAUGAAGUCACCAAAUGAUUAAAGAGCACCGUAUGAGUAUAAAGAGACCUGCUGUUUUAUAUUAAUAAGUACUUUAAAAAUGUCUGUUACACUUCAAUGCUGCAGUCCUUCACUUUGACUUGUGGUCUGCUGGGUUUAUGGCAUUUACAAACAUGUUUAAAACAACUGGUUCAAGUAUGUAACUUUAGGUUUUAAAGAUAAAAAAUUGUUUGACUGUAAACCAGCUUAGCCAACAUCACUGGAAGCUAUGUGCAAAGUGUCUUGUUUUGUAAUGUGUUGUGACUGUGUACAUGUCUGUUUUGUCUGUAAACUACACUUGAUUAGCAAGUAAAUAGUUACCAUCAUAAUAUUUAGUGUACUAUAUUAUUUAAGAGAUAAAAUAACAGUUGUCCAUUAAUUUUUAUACAUGUGAGAAUUUUACAUAAUUCAAUAUACACACAAUGAAGCUCACAUGUCCUAGGAAAUUCA